UCCUCAGGAAAUCCAAACUAACUGAAUUAUCCUCUCUGGUUUUAUUAAAAGAUCUAAGAAAUGGGUGAGAUUGGUGAGAGCAUUCAGAAUCAUGUGGUUUCAGAAGGACUCUGUUUGAAAGGAAAUGAUCCUUUGAAUUGGGGUUUUGUGGCAGAUGGGCUUAAGGGUAGUCAUUGGGAGGAGGUGAAAAAAAUGGUUGAUGAAUAUAGGAAGCCUGUUGUUAAGAUCGGCGGCAAGACACUUACUAUAUCUCAGGUCGCCGCUGUUGCGGCGUCUUCUGACGCCGGUGACUUGAAAGUUGAGCUGGCUGAGGAGGCCAGGGCUGGUGUGAAGGCUAGUAGCGACUGGGUGAUGGAUAGUAUGAAUAAGGGUACUGAUAGUUAUGGUGUCACUACUGGGUUUGGAGCUACUUCUCACCGGAGAACUAAAAAUGGUGGUGCUCUUCAAAAGGAACUUAUUAGGUUUUUGAAUGCUGGAGUAUUUGGUAAUGGAACAGAAUCAACCCACACGUUGCCGAGCUCGGCCACAAAGGCGGCAAUGGUAGUCAGAAUCAACACCCUCCUCCAAGGCUAUUCCGGCAUCAGAUUUGAAAUCCUUGAAACCAUAACUAAAUUCCUCAACACCAACGUGACCCCAUGUCUCCCCCUCCGUGGAACCAUCACUGCCUCCGGUGAUCUGGUCCCACUUUCCUACAUCGCCGGUCUCCUCACCGGCCGUCCCAACUCAAAAGCUGUCGGACCUGACGGUCAGACCCUGAACGCAGAACAAGCCUUUGAACUUGCCGGGGUCCAGGGAGGGUUCUUUGAGCUCCAGCCGAAGGAAGGCCUGGCACUUGUUAAUGGAACCGCGGUUGGAUCAGGGUUGGCUUCAAUUGUCCUUUUUGAGACCAAUAUAUUAGCACUUCUAGCCGAAGUCCUGUCAGCUGUUUUCGCUGAAGUGAUGCAGGGGAAACCAGAGUUUACCGAUCAUUUGACUCAUAAACUGAAACACCACCCGGGUCAGAUUGAAGCCGCGGCUAUUAUGGAACAUAUUCUUGAGGGAAGUGAGUACGUUAAGGCGGCGAAACAACUCCAUGAUACCGACCCAUUGCAGAAGCCUAAACAGGACAGAUAUGCACUCAGGACAUCCCCUCAAUGGCUCGGACCGCAAAUAGAGGUGAUUCGAAUGUCGACUAAGUCCAUUGAACGGGAGAUCAACUCGGUUAACGACAACCCAUUGAUCGAUGUCUCCAGAAACAAGGCCUUACACGGUGGUAACUUCCAAGGAACCCCAAUUGGUGUCUCCAUGGAUAACACCAGGCUGGCUAUUGCAGCAAUUGGAAAGUUAAUGUUUGCUCAAUUCUCCGAGCUUGUUAAUGAUUUCUACAACAACGGGUUGCCUUCAAACCUCUCCGGUGGACGAAACCCAAGUUUGGAUUACGGGUUUAAAGGAGCCGAGAUCGCCAUGGCGUCAUACUGCUCUGAACUCCAGUUCUUAGGAAACCCUGUCACCAACCAUGUUCAAAGCGCUGAACAACAUAACCAAGAUGUUAAUUCCCUCGGCCUGAUUUCCUCUAGAAAAACUGCAGAAGCUGUUGACAUUCUCCGACUUAUGUCAACCACAUUUCUAGUAGCGUUAUGCCAAGCGAUUGAUUUACGUCACGUGGAAGAGAACGUGAAGAACGCGGUUAAGAACACUGUAAGCCAGGUCGUGAAACGUGUCCUAACUGUGGGUCCAAACGGUGAGCUGCACCCUUCCAGGUUUUGCGAGUUGGAGUUGCUUAGGGUGGUUGAACGUGAAUAUGUAUUCGCGUACGCUGACGAUCCUUGCAGCUCUGUUUACCCGUUGAUGACGAAAUUGAGAGGAGUUCUUGUGGAACACGCUUUGAAAAAUGGAGAUUUGGAGAAGAAUCCUAAUAGCUCAAUCUUUCACAAGAUUGAAGUUUUUGAGGAAGAGUUGAAAGCUGUUUUGCCCAAGGAAGUGGAGAGUGCUAGGGCUGCAAUUGAGAAUGGGGAUGCUGCGAUUCCAAACAAGAUCAAGGAAUGUCGAUCUUAUCCUCUGUACAAGUUUGUGAGGGAAGAGCUGGGGACGGAGCUGCUGACCGGAGAGAAUGUAAGGUCGCCGGGAGAGGAUUUCGAUGUCGUGUUUACUGCAAUGACAAAAGGAGAGAUCAUCGACCCGUUGUUGGAAUGCCUCAAGGGAUGGAAUGGUGCACCAGUUCCUAUCUGUUAAGGGUUAUUUUAUUUUAUUUUUUUGCUGUAAUUUGUCAAGGAUUUCCAUUCCUAAGAACAUCAUCUGUUUUCUAGUAGCCUUUCUGUUUGUUUGUUUGUUGUCUGUCUAAUGAAAUUAUAUAUUGUCUUUGUUGGUUAUGUAGACAUAUGUAAACAAUAAGAGUUGGAAUGAAUGAAAUGUUUCCCAA
Molecule: messenger RNA, 2398 nt
Organism: Impatiens glandulifera
Lineage: Eukaryota; Viridiplantae; Streptophyta; Magnoliopsida; Ericales; Balsaminaceae
Product: phenylalanine ammonia-lyase 1-like
Exons: 2
Coding region: 61-2211 (716 amino acids)
Biological process (GO): L-phenylalanine catabolic process
Cellular component (GO): cytoplasm
Molecular function (GO): ammonia-lyase activity
Source: RefSeq, a predicted model, not a curated record